Haliotis rubra (blacklip abalone) is the source of this 924-nucleotide messenger RNA. Its product is annotated as clathrin heavy chain 1-like. The record is from RefSeq and is a predicted model, not a curated record. Gene Ontology annotation, biological process: vesicle-mediated transport; intracellular protein transport. Gene Ontology annotation, molecular function: protein binding. Bases 1 to 924 code for a protein of 307 amino acids. The transcript is spliced from 5 exons. NCBI's taxonomy places the organism in Eukaryota, Metazoa, Mollusca, Gastropoda, Lepetellida, Haliotidae.
AUGGCCCAUCCUACAGAAGCCUGGAGAGAAAGUCAGUUCAAGGAUAUUGUCACCAAAGUUGCAAACAUAGAGCUGUAUUACAAAGCUAUUCAGUUCUACCUGGACUAUAAACCAAUGUUGCUUAAUGACCUGCUUCUGGUUCUAACGCCCAGACUCGACCACACUCGCUCGGUCAACUUCUUCACCAAGGCUAACCAGAUCCCCCUCGUCAAGCCUUACCUGCGGUCUGUUCAGAAGAACAACAACAAGGCCAUUAACGAGGCUCUUAACAACCUGUUCAUUGAGGAGGAGGACUACCAGGGACUUCGGGCAUCUAUUGAUGCAUAUGAAAACUUUGACAACAUCUCCCUGGCCCAGCGUCUAGAGAAGCAUGAGUUGAUUGAAUUCAGGAGAAUAGCAGCCUACUUGUACAAAGGCAACAACAGGUGGAAGCAGUCGGUUGAUCUUUGCAAAAAGGAUAAACUAUUCAAGGAUGCCAUGAUGUACGCCGGAGAAUCACGACAAGUGGAUAUUGCAGAGGACCUGAUCGCCUGGUUCCUGGAGAGUCAAAACAACGAGUGCUUUGCUGCAUGUCUGUUCCAGUGCUACGACCUACUGCGGCCUGACGUCAUCCUGGAGCUUGCUUGGCGACACAACAUCAUGGACUUCGCCAUGCCUUACAUGAUUCAGGUCAUGAGAGAAUACAUCGGCAAGGUCAACAGUCUAGUUGUGAAGGUGGACAAGUUGGAGCAGUCGGAGGCUGUGAGGAGUGAGGAGGAACAGAAGGCUGAAGAAAGGCCCAUUGUCUUCUCUGAACCUCAGUUGAUGUUGACAGCCGGCCCCGGAGUUGUCCCCCCUGGGGUUGUUCCUCCCCAGCCUGGCUAUGGUGGUGCAUAUGGUGCAGGACCAAUGCCAACAGGAAUGCCGUUCGGCUACAGCAUGUAG